AUGGCGCUUAAUCGGCCCAGGCUGUGCAGCAGGGGAACCCGGAGCCCGGACCCCGCCACAGAGGCCAGGCUGCCGUGCACCAUCCUGGGUGUCCUCGUGGUGCUCCGGGCGCAGGUGGCAGCAGCCAUGGAGGAGCUGGACCGGCAGAAGAUUGGAUGAUUCUGGAGGGAAGUCGGUGUGGCCUCCGAUCAAAGCCUGGUGCUGACGGCCCCGAAGUGGGUGGAGGACUUGUUCCUCACCUUGAGCGGGAGUAACCUGACCGUGAAGGUCGCAUAUAACAGCUCAGGAAGCUGUGAGAUAGAGAAGAUCGUGGGCUCAGAAAUAGACAGUAUGGGAAAAUUCGCUUUUCUUGGCCACAGAGAGAUCCACGUGCUGGACACCGACUACGAGGGCUACGCCAUCCUGCGGGUGUCCCUGAUGUGGCGGGGCAGGAAAUUUUGCGUCCUCAAGUACUUUACUCGGAGCCUUGAGGACGAGGACCGGCUGGGGUUCUGGAAGUUUCGGGAGCUGACAGCAGACACUGGUCUCUACCUGGUGGCCCGGCCUGGGCAGUGUGCCGAGCUCCUGAAGGAGGUGAGCCUGACCCCCGGCCCUGGCCUGCGCUGA
This is a messenger RNA of Gorilla gorilla gorilla (western lowland gorilla), 606 nucleotides long. It is a transcript of the gene LCN8, whose product is annotated as lipocalin 8. The transcript is spliced from 7 exons. NCBI's taxonomy places the organism in Eukaryota, Metazoa, Chordata, Mammalia, Primates, Hominidae. Gene Ontology annotation, molecular function: small molecule binding. The record is from RefSeq and is a predicted model, not a curated record.